AUGUCACGACCGCUCACCUCCGCAAUGCGACUACUGCGCACCCUCCACACCCUCCCCCUCCGCCGCCCCACCCCCUCCGCCGCCGCCGCCGCCCCCGCAUUCCUCCGCAGAUCAAUGUUCAUCCAGACGGAAAUCACGCCCAACGCCUCCGCCCUCAAGUUCAUCCCCGGCACGCCCGUGCUGCCCGCAGGCUCAUCGUCACUAGAGUAUCUCGACGGGCGGGAGACCCACAACUCGCCGCUCGCGCGGAAGCUGUUUGCGGUGGACGGCGUGCGCGCCGUGUUCUACGGCCCGGACUUCAUCACAAUCACAAAGACCGAGGGCGCCAACUGGGCGUUUGUGAAGCCGGAGGUGUUUGCGCUGAUUACGGAGGCGCUGGCGGGCGGCGGGAGCGUGGUGGUGGAGGGGACGAGCGGCGCGGUGGAUACCUUGCCGCAGGAGGGGGAUAGUGAGGUUGUGAGUAUGGUGAAGGAGUUGUUGGAUACCAGGAUUAGGCCGUCGAUUCAGGAGGACGGCGGCGAUAUCGAGUAUCGAGGUUUCGAGAACGGAAUGGUGAAGCUGAAGCUCCGCGGAGCUUGCAGGACCUGCGAUUCGUCGACUGUGACGCUGAAGAACGGAAUCGAGUCCAUGCUGAUGCACUAUAUCGAAGAAGUAAAAGGCGUCGAACAAGUCCUCGACGAGGAAGAAGAGAUCGCGAUCCGCGAAUUCGAAAAGUUUGAGGAGAAGCUCAGGAAGGUUAAAGGCCCACCACAAUCCGCUUCUGCUUAA
Molecule: messenger RNA, 768 nt
Organism: Morchella sextelata
Lineage: Eukaryota; Fungi; Ascomycota; Pezizomycetes; Pezizales; Morchellaceae
Exons: 3
Coding region: 1-768 (255 amino acids)
Biological process (GO): iron-sulfur cluster assembly
Cellular component (GO): mitochondrion
Molecular function (GO): iron ion binding; iron-sulfur cluster binding
Source: RefSeq, a predicted model, not a curated record